AGAGAGGACACGAUCACACGAAGGACUGAAAGAGAGAAAGGCGAGCGGUGGAAAUCGUAUGGAUUGCCGUUGCCGAACGGAGGUGGGGAAACCGUUGGUUCUGUUGAUAUGUGGGACCCUCGUCUACUAUCACUGUGUCUACCGGAAUUCGAGUCUCGUCUCGCUCGUCUCCGACGUCUUCAUCGUCCUCCUCUGUUCUCUCGCUAUUCUCGGGAUGCUAUUUCGACAAAUGAACAUAUCGGUACCUGUGGAUCCUUUAGAGUGGCAAAUCUCUCAGGAUACUGCCAAUAGUGUUUUUGCUUGCUUGGCUAAUAUGGUUGGAGCGGCUGAGUCUGUCCUGAGGGUGGCUGCAACUGGACAUGACAAGAGACUGUUUUUUAAGGUGGUUAUCAUUCUUUACCUGCUCUCAGCUUUGGGACGAUUGGCUUCAGGUGCUACAGUUGCUUAUGCAGGGUUGUGCUUGUUUUGUUUGUACGUCUUUUGCCAAAGCCCCCAACCGAUCAGCGCAUGUGCAUCUCAGUUUCGUGGGAGAAGAGAUUCCACAAGUUCUGGCCAAGACAUCAUGUAGGCCUAUUUUUUUGAGAAUCGGUCAUUGUAAGUAGUGGUUAUAUUAUCAUUGUUUGUAUGAAUACUUAGGAAUAGUAAAUAAUUCUGGGUUGUAGCCCACCAGAUUUUGAAUUGUAUCAGUGAUCUUUCUUACCAGAAAUGGACUUUGAAGAAAUACUUAAUGUGCAAAUAAGUGUAUUGCCACCGUACCAUA
Messenger RNA from Nelumbo nucifera (sacred lotus), 760 nucleotides. RefSeq names its product reticulon-like protein B22. NCBI's taxonomy places the organism in Eukaryota, Viridiplantae, Streptophyta, Magnoliopsida, Proteales, Nelumbonaceae. The record is from RefSeq and is a predicted model, not a curated record.